ACACGCAGGUGUGUAAACAACAGCUCGCGCGCGGUCCGUCUGAUCUCCACUGUUGGUUUUCCCUUUAUGAAGCGAGAGAGAGAGGUGGAAAGAAAGGAAGAGAGAGAGGUGGAAAGAAAGGAAGAGCGCGCGAGAGAGAAUUACCGUCGUUUAAUCCGCCUGUGUCACCUGCACUCGCUGGGACUCUUUGCAUCGCACUUUACAGGGACGUCGACCUGUGCUCCUCGCACUUCCUAAACGCCAGUUGAUGGAUAACUGACUUGUCGCUGGAAGGUGCGACGUAUUUUCUUGUGGCGCUUUUCGAAGUUCCACAUCCAGGACGGUCUGGACGGCUCGCCCUGCGCGCUGGAAGCAGGAGGGGAUUAGAGAGGAGAUACCCGCUGCUCGGAGAUGAAGACACGUCACGCUGAUCCUCUUCUGAAGAACGAUGGACGGAGAGCGGCACUGUAACCGGCGCCUUCAUGGAGCCCUGAUACACAGGGCAGAGAACAGGUAAAUGGAGGUGCAGGACAGGAGCCGCUCCCCUUCCCGUAGAACCAGCCGGGUAGAGCAGGUGGUGGGACGAUGGCUGAGGAGGUCCCGAGACAUGGGCAGCAGGUCUCACUCUCUGAGCAGAGAGCGUGUUGGAGUGGAUGGGAAGUCAGAGUGCAGCGGCUCCGAUCAGAGGAAUUACCCCUUCCGCUUCAUCGUUCAGAUCCAACGGGAUCUAGACCUCAACUCUCACGGCCUCACUCUAUCCUACACCACCCCCAUCCUGGUGCAGGAGGUCACCCCAGGUGGGCCCGCAGAUGGCCGGCUCGUCCCUGGCGACCAGCUUGUGAAGAUCAAUAACAUUGCUGUCGAUGACCUGACCCCGGAGCAAGCUGCUGAAAUAAUCAGGGAGUGUCAAGAUACGUUGACCAUGACUGUCCUCAGAACAAUGCUGGGCCCCAAGUCAUCGUUCAUCACACCAGAGAAGAGGGCCAAGCUCCGGUCCAACCCUGUGAAGGUCCACUUUGCUGAGGAAGUGGAGGUCAACGGGCACUCUCAGGGCAACUCGCUGCUCUUCCUGCCCAACGUUCUGAAGGUGUAUCUGGAGAACGGGCAGACCAAGGCCUUUAAAUUCGACCCCAGCACCACAGUCAAGGACAUUGUGAUGACACUGAAGGAAAAGCUUUCUCUAAGCCGCAUUGAACACUUCUCCCUGGUGCUGGAGCAGCAGCACAGCAUCACUAAACUACUGCUGCUGCAUGAUGAGGAAAGGAUACAGCAGGUGGUCCAGAAGAAGGAGGCCCAUGACUACAGAUGUCUGUUCCGUGUUUGUUUCUUGCCGAAAAGCCUCCACGCGCUGCUGCAGGAAGAUGCCGCUGCCUUUGAGUACCUCUACCUGCAGGGUGUGAACGAUGUGCUGCAGGAGCGCUUUGCAAUAGAGAUGCGGUGUAACACGGCCCUGCGACUCGCCGCUCUGCACAUCCAGGAGAGGCUGGCGAGCUGUGGACACUCACAGAAGACCAACUUGAAGAUGAUCACGAAGACGUGGGGCAUAGAGAACUUUGUGUCAUCCACCCUGUUGAGAAACAUGCGAGAGAAAGACCUGAAGAAAGCCAUCACUUACCAUAUGAAGAAGAGCCAGUCACAGAAUGACCCCAAGCAGAAGGGCCUGUCAGUAGAUCAGACUCGCAUCAACUACCUGGAGGAGCUGUGUGAGCUUAAGUCAUUCGGAGGGAAAUCCUUCAGUGCCACCAUGAUGCUUCAGGACAGGGAGUCAAUGGUGACCUUGUUGGUGGGGGCGCGCUACGGGGUGAGUCAGGUGGUCAACCACAAACUGAGCAUUCUGUCCACCCUCACAGAGUUCACCUGCAUCACACGCAUCGAGCUGCUGCCUGAAUCCGACAAGGUCAGCCUGGUCAAAAUAUACCUGCAGGACAUCAAGCCCAUCACAUUGCUAUUGGAGUCAGCGGCCGCCAAAGAUAUGUCCUGCCUAAUAGCAGGGUACUGUCGAGUGUUUGUUGACCCCAACCUGAACAUCUUCCCCUGGAUACAUGUGUCCAAGAAGCACAGAGUGUCUGCUGAGGAAGGUUACGUGUCACGGUGUGGCAGUGACUCGGACACCUCCUCAGACUUGGGCAUGGACACACUGAUCACCAAGGCGUCACAUGACGACAGGCCGCGCCCUCGCAUCAGAUCCUCAUCAGACCCAGAUGGGAGAAAAAGAAAAGACAGAAACAGAAGGAGAAACAAAGACAGCAAAGAAAAGGGGGAUAAAGCAUGGGAGGAGAAGAAAAAGCAAAAGGAAGAAAAGGAUGCUGACACGGAAAAGGAAAAGUCUCCCUUGAGUAAAAACAGAGAGAGUAAGAAUGAAGAGACACAGAACAAAGAGGAGACGGAAAAGCUGCAGGAGGGUCAGCAAACAAAGAUCGAGAUAAGGGAACAUUAUUCUGGGGAACUACAGGGGAACGUGGGACAAGAAAGUCGAUGUGACGAAGACGUUCAUGCAGUAGAGGAGCAUCCUUCGGUAUCAGAAGCAUCUGAUUCUCUGAACACAGACUCUCGUGUCAUCACCAGCCCCUCCAGCGACUCCCUCGACGCUUUGGAGGAAGACGACCUAGUUUCAUGUUCUUCCUCGUUCACGGUCCUCCCCAACGCUCCCUCACAAACACUCAAUAGCCACCCUCCCCUUCAGCUCCACCAUUACUCCCACAAUCAGGUUCAUCCUCAUCUCCUCGCCCCUCCACCAGCUCACGCCCAUCCCCUCAUCCACCUCACAGCUGACGACAGACGACAAGGAGGAGGCCUCAGGAGGUCCGACAACGGAGCCGAUCCCCAACUCCUCUCCUCCGUCCCCCCCUCUCCGAGCCUUCACUGCAUCCAAAAAUGUCCCAGCAACCCCUGCUCCGACGACAGCUCCCUGUGUUUCGCCGAGCUCUCCCGCCUGGUGGACUUCCUGCCGAGCCCCCCAGAGGCCAGCGACGACGAUGAAGAAGCGGAAGAGGAGUUAAGGAGGAGGAAGAGGAGGAAGGGGAAGAUGUUGAAAGAAACAGGAGAGUGUGUGAGAUGUGAAAGUGGAAGUAUAAGCGUGGAGGGCAGUCUCAGAGAACACCCACUAACCCCCUCCCCAUCCUCCUCCAACCUGGAGUUUGUCUUCAACUUCGACCAAAGUGACGCUCGCUGCUACUACAAACUCUGCUCCAACAUCACCCCCGACAGCGCCCGCAGCCUUCCCUGCCCCCCGGAUCGUAACGAGGGAGGAGAUUGGGUGAAGGUGAAGGCAGAUCCGGCUGAGGCGGUUUACCUGGAGCCCAUCCCCAUUCUUCAGCCACCACCGGGGUUUGGAGACAGCAGCUCUGACGAGGAGUUCUUCGACGCCAGAGAUCGCUUCACCUCGCCUGUGGACCCAGCCUUAGACGCCAUGCCAAGAGAUAUUCGCUCAGAGAUGAAACUGGACUUCCACAGCAUACUUAGCCUGAGUGACAUCAGUGUCUCGGUGGCAGACGCAGACAGAGAAGAAGAAAAAGAAGAAGAAGAAGAAGAAGAAGAAGAAGAAGAAGAAGAAGAAGAUAGAAAAGACGUAGAGGAGGAAGGAGGAGGCAUAGAAACAUUGUUCCAGCUCAGAAAAAGAUCUCGGAAGCGACGUUCCUUCAUGGAAACUGAUUUCACCUCUACGGUGUCAUUUCCGGAGCCAGAUCCAGAAAAGCCAGACCAGGUUUUCAACAAGCUUCGUAACAGCAUGUUGGCAGAUUCCAAUGAUGCAGAGAUGCUGAGUUUAGAUCCUGAACCUUCAGAACAAACGCAGAACCCCUGUCCUACUGUCUCCUCUUUGAAUCACUCCGAAGGGGAACCGGCUCAGCUCGAGUCCAAACCCAUCCUGUCCAAACCUCGCUUGCAUGGAUGUAGCUCUCCUUGUGGUUUGGGGUCUCAUGAGCAGAGUAGAGACCCCUCGAGAAGCAGGAAACAGGAAAUGGAGAUGGAACCCGAUGCAAUGGAAUCGAAAUCGGUCACAGAUUUGGUGAAAGCAGCGUCUCCUACGAUAACUAUUGUCCGCUGCCGGAUGGAUCCAGACGAGAAGGAGGAAAGGAAAGAAAAGGUGGAGAUGGAUAAGGUGAAAGACGAGGAAGUGGAAACAUCAGGUGUGUCAGGGAAUGGGCCGUUCAUUAAUCAUAUGUUUUUGCCAGAAUACACUAAGGAGGGAGGUAAGGGGGAAGAAGAGAAGACGGAGGGGGUGGAAGGGUACUUGGCGAGUUCAGAUAGACCACUUAUAGAAGCUCAGAAGCAACCGGAGGCCAACACGCUGCCUACAUGUUUGAAAGAUGUUAAUACAAAGAGUAGUAAUGGCCUUUUUGGAGCACAUGUGAUUGCCGUAGAGAAACAUCUACUUAAAGGUGUGUGUGAAAAUUCAAACCCUCACUCAUACUCACCACCACCCCCUCCACCCACAACCCCUCUACCAGUUCUUCCCAAAUCACAGAGUGACUGUUUUGUUAGUGGAAAAGGCAGCAUUAAAAACAUGGGGUCCUCAACCAAAAUGUCUUUAUCUAAUUCUGAGAUGUCACUGGGCAAACAAGGUCCCACUGAAAAAGCACAACUAUAUUUAGACGUCACCACCCGUGUUAAUGAGGAAGACACCAUCGGUGUUAGCACUCCUAGCGAUGAAGUUACCGACAGCACCAAUUCAGACAAUGUUUUUGAUGAUGAUGAAGUGGAUAACUCCUUAAAUUCUGGUUCAAGUAAGAACAAUGAUUUGGCUAUAGCUACAAAGCACACCAUCAGUGCAAAUGUGGUUAGUGCAGGUAAAGGUGAGUCUCAAAUUCCUAUCAUGUCUCCUACCAACACUGAAGCUCACUCAAUAAUGAAAUCAGGAAGUUCUGAUUAUACUCGAGCCAUAAACUCUAUCACUGCAAAGCUUGGAGCUGCAACAAGUGCCACAUCUCCUACAUUUAAUGCAGGUGCCAGAUUGCAAAGUGAGGCUUUGUAUGAAAGUGUUUUAGGUUUGAAUCAAAUAGUAAACAAACCUAGUGACUGCUCUAUUCCAAGUCCUGAAACUAAAGAUAGUUUGGCUAGUCCUAGCUUGGCGAAACCUGAUACAGCCACAAUCCACAAUCUCUCCAAAGCGCCUCCUUCUCCACCUCACUUCCUCUUCCAGACCUGUUCUCCAAGCUUUAUGGGUCGCUUAUCUUCCUCCACACUAAGAAGGAAGAUUCUAAAUUUGCCCCUUUAUCUAUCACGCUCCCAGGAAUCCCUCCACCAAGCUGGGGUGGGGGAUGUAGCUCAGAGUCCUGCUAAGGAUAACAGUAGCGAAGGGAUAACCAUCAAAGUUACGGACGUUGACGAGGUCACACAAAUCAUAGACUUCGAUAGUGGCAAUGCAGAAUCAGUGGAGUCGGAUGAUUCAGAUACAACAGUUACAGGUUCCGAUGUGGAAGGGGAAUCUUAUUUCAACACACAUUCAGAAAAUAGUUUAUCUCCGGUGUCAGAGAUGAAAGAACUAGGCUCUCCGCUGCCUGUUCAGGCUGAGCCAAAACCCCAACACCAAAAUCAACCUCGGCACCAUAAACCUAACAAGAACACACCGGGACCAAUAACAGAGCCUCCAGUCUCCAUAGUGAACAGCCUCCAGAAAGACACUUCAGGCCUAAAGAUGGACACUCCUGGCCCUAUAAAACAUUCUCCAGAAUCAAAGAUAAAGGUCACAAGUCCAGGUGAGGACAUUCAAGGUUAUACAAUGAACAUAAAUGAUCUGUCGUGUUCCAUACCCUCUCCAAUAGUGGUGACCACACAGAAUCUAAACGGGCCAGGUCUCCCAUUUCAUAGUGAGUCCCAGAUAGUAGGACAGACCAGUGGCGACAGACCUUUGAUGGGUCUUUGUAGAGCUCCAGAGCAGACUUCCGACUCACCAAAAACACUUUCUUCCGUCUGCAAGGUCUUUACCAUCUGUGAGGAUCCGUCCAAGACAAAGGGCCCAGUCGAGGUGGGAUCUGCACAAGCCUUGAAGACUCAGUUUGGCUGUAAUUCUUUGCAAGAGUCGGUAUGUGAGUCGGUUGUGGAAGGGUUGCAAGUGCCGCUGGAUGCUUGUGGUUGCCCAACGUUGCCCUACACAAACUGCUUCGGCAGCGGGGACAGCUUUGACGAGGAGCUGACUGUCUACGAGUUCUCCUGCCGCACUCAGAGCAGCGGCGUGACGCAGACUUCAGGAGCAGGUCUUCCUCUCAUCACCUCCCCACCUGUUCCCUCCUUUCUCUCCACCUUCUCUCCGUCCUUCCCGCGCUCCAUCCAUUUCUCCACCUCUACCUCUGAGCUCAGCCCUCUCCUCUCACCGUUGUCUGACGCCUCAGACAAUUUCCAGUCUCAAACGCACAAGGACACCAUCAGUCAGCUAGGCCAGCAGCGCUACCCAGAACCCCCAACAGGAUUCCAGGUACUUCGCGUGGACGUGGAUCAGCUCCUUGCGAUUCUGGAAAGCAGCGGUGCUGACCGAUCUAUGGCAAACCAUGGAGGUCGCCACCCUAGAGACACCUGUCCGGCCCACUUUACAGAGAACAAGAGGGUGCUGCAGAUAGAAGCACGGCGGCUGAUGUCAGGCUGCCAGAAGGUGGUGGGUAUCGGACAGAGCCCAGAAGAGAUGCUCCUUUCCCUGGCCAACAGUUUCCGGACCCUGGUUGAGUUGGCAGGUAUAUGCCUCUGGUUCUCUGGUUGUGAAAGGUGCGACCGGAGGAACGCAGAGGCGGUCGCAGGUCUGGCUGACGUGGCUCGUUCGUUCAGAGACUUCUGUCUGGCCGCAGAGCGAGCCAGCAGCAAGCGCAGCUGCCAGGAUCUGAGCACCAAGCUGCUAGCCAAACAGUGCACCGCGCUCACCGCCUCGGUUUUCUGCCUCACUCAGCUGUUCCGCACCCUCACUGCACUAUGAGUGGUGCACAACCUUGGAAGUCUUCUGAAAUGAACUUCGAGCUACCUGUGGGGGGUAACCUCAGGUACAUGAGGUCACCAGUGAGUCCACAGCUGCUGAGUGGCCCCAGACAGACAGGUUUAGGGCGGGCACUGUGAGUUCAGGUGGCCUCAGUGAGCUACAUGUGGUUGCUGACUGUCAACAAACUGUGCAAACAAACCAGACCAUCAACCAGACUGUAGGUUGGUGCAAGAAGCAAAAAGCAGAACCUGCUCACAUUCCAGUAUUGAUUCAAACUGAUGUACUUGAAUGUAUUCUAUGCUAUUGAUUAUGUUUAUUUAUUCAUUUAUUUCAUGAGUUACUACAGUGAGCAAACAAGGAAUGUAAAGACAAGGAAGGAAACUGGAAAUGUUUACAGGCAGAUGUGAAGUGGGUCUUUCACACACAUACACAAGCACACAACCUAUACUACACACAGUAUAUUCCAUUCAUACACAGGCCUUUUGUAUGACUGACCAUGAUAAGAUAAGAAACACUGCAGUUUACUGACCCUUAUAUAUCUUUACAUUCUCCCGGCUGUCAAUGAGGACUCUGAAUGUUACUGUUUACAAAACCAAAAAGUGAGAAAUGUUUUGAUUUUUAAAUCCCACAAAUCAAGCCUGAAGCUGUGUUUGCCAUUUUAUAAAUCUAGUAGCAGAAUGCUGAUGUAUGCAAUUAUGAGACUUUAUGAAGCAACAGUUUGGAUGAGAUACAGUCCUUUGCACAUGUUCGUCAUUUUGUAUUUAGUAUGAUGAAUGGAAGUGUAAUAAUACAUGUGCUAGAUUUCUGUUAUUUAUUUGUCAACACACUUUCUCCACCUCUGUUUGAAACACUGAACCGUACAGUGCAUGGUGAUGUGGCUGUCAACCACCAGUGUUUUCCGUACACUUGUUUCUUUUUUUUCAUUCUAUUGGAGACUGACUUUGGCCGACAAAUAACAAACAUUACAAUGGCUCAAAACAGUUCCAUUAGCAGAAAUGCGCUGCAGUUACAAAAACGAGGCAAAUGAAAAAAAACAUCUUCACCAACUUGACAACAAGUAAAAGAGCUGCAUAAACGAAACGCUGCAAAUACAAAACGCAGCAAAUACAAAUAAAAGGUGCUCAAUACGGAAGCGGGGACAGCAACAAGUGAUGCACACAGCUGGGAUCAGAGAGCUACAGUACGUUGCGUUCCGAUAAUCCAAAAAUCAGCUCCUAAAUUCUAACCCUAUCUCCUAUUCCUUGACCUCUGAGUGAAACGUCACGGGGUUAAGGGAUAGUGGAUAGGAGAAUUCAAAAGGACUUAG
Messenger RNA from Gymnodraco acuticeps, 8186 nucleotides. RefSeq names its product FERM and PDZ domain-containing protein 1 (gene frmpd1a). The record is from RefSeq and is a predicted model, not a curated record. The transcript is spliced from 16 exons. Lineage: Eukaryota; Metazoa; Chordata; Actinopteri; Perciformes; Bathydraconidae. Gene Ontology annotation, molecular function: protein binding. Gene Ontology annotation, cellular component: cytoskeleton. Bases 497 to 6880 code for a protein of 2127 amino acids.